Molecule: messenger RNA, 427 nt
Organism: Medioppia subpectinata
Lineage: Eukaryota; Metazoa; Arthropoda; Arachnida; Sarcoptiformes; Oppiidae
Source: the annotation of a GenBank genome assembly
AUGAGUGUUUUGUCGUAAUGUAUGGACACAUGUGUUGUAUAACAACACUGUUAUUGAAAGCAAAAGUUGUUGAGUCCAAGAGUUAGCCAAACCUUAAUCGAUGUCAGCGAUGGUCAACAUUGAAGAGGACGGCAAUGAUGUGAUCCUCGCGACCGGCGGUUACGACCACACCAUCCGCUUCUGGUCCGCGCAUAACGGCGUCUGUCAGCGCAUUGUUCAGCACUCAGACAGUGUGAAUGCGUUGGAGAUAACGCCGAACCGACACAUGCUGUCGGCGGCCGGCUUUCAGCACAUCCGCAUGUAUGACAUCGUGUCUUCAAACCCGAACCCAGUCGUCAACUAUGAGGGCGUCUCCAAGAAUAUCACUUCUUUGGGUUUCCAAAGCGAUGGCAAAUGGAUGUACAGCGGAGGCGAAGACGGAUCCAUU